CGGCGCCGCGUAGCGGUACCUCCGCGUCGUCGUGCCCGCCGCCCGGCCCCGGCCGGUGCGCCCGGUAGUCGCCGUGGUACGGCCCGCCCGUGCGCAGCUCCUCCUCGCCCGCUCCGCUCUUGCACCGCAUCGCACCCGCGCGCCGGCGGCCCGCCCAGCACCGAGUGCGUCGUGUUGUCGGACGGUUCAUCGACUUAUCACAUCUCAGCCGCGCGGCUGCUGGGGUUGCGGCCCGUACCCCGCGGCCCCGGACCCGAUCAGCUGACGAGCGCGAUCCACGCCCCGGCGCUCUCCGAGCCCCGCCCCGCCGCGGCCGGCACGGUUCAAGCGAGACAUGGCGACGGUGAAGAGACUGGCCAUCGGGCUGGCGGGGUCGCUGGCCGCGAGCCUGUGGCUGGGCCAGUCCCCGCUGCUGCUGCCCUUGCUGGCCACGCUGGCCGCCCUGGCGCCGGCCGCCCCCCAGCUCCUGCGCAGGGUGUGGGCCGUGCUGCGGACGCUGCCCCGCGACAUGCACUUCCUCUUCAGGGCGAUCAAAACGUACAAGGAGAUCAAGCGCAUCGAGCGGAAGAACGCGUGCCUCGCCGACAUCUUCGACGAGCAGGUGCUCGCCCGCCCGGACAAGGUUCUCAUCAAGCACAAUGGCAAGGAGUGGACCUUCCGGCAGGUGUCGGACUACAGUAAGCGGGUGGCGAACGCCUUCCAGCGCCGGGGCUACGUGAAGGGCGACGUGGUGGCCGUGUUCAUGAACAACUGUCCCGAGUACGUGGCGCUGUGGCUCGGGCUCUCCCGGCUGGGCGUCGUGGCGGCGCUCAUCAACCACAACCAGCGCAGCAAGGCGCUCGUGCACAGCCUGACGAUCGCCAAGAGCCGUGCCGUCGUAUUCGGCGCGGAACUGGCCGACGCCGCCCUGGAGGUCAAGGAUCAGCUGGGUGAAACUGAGCUCUUCCAGCUGCACGUCGCCGAGGAGGUGGCCGCGGCUCUGCCGCCCUCCGUCGAGGACCUGCGCGCCAUCCUGGACGCGUCCCCCGUCAGCGACCCGACGGCCCCGCGGCCGGGCUACAAGGACGCCCUGCUCUACAUCUACACCUCCGGCACCACGGGGCUGCCCAAGGCCGCCAAGAUCGUCCACUCGCGGUACAUCGCGGCCGGCAAGGGCAUCCCCAUGCUGACGGGCAUGGUCCCCGAGGACGUGGUGUACGCGCCGCUGCCGCUGUACCACUCGGCGGGCGGCAUGUGCGCCAUGGGCUACGGCCUGGCCUUCGGCAUGACCGUCGUGCUCCGCACCAAGUUCUCGGCGUCCGCCUUCAUCCCGGACUGCGUGCAGCAUGAGUGCACGGUGGUGCAGUACAUCGGCGAGGUGUGCCGCUACGUGCUGACGACGCCCGUCAAGGACUCGGACACCCAGCACCGCAUCCGCCUCAUGAUCGGCAACGGCAUGCGACCCGCCGUCUGGCAGCGCUUCGUGGACCGCUUCAGGGUGCCGCACGUCGUGGAGCUGUACGGCUCGACCGAGGGCAACGUCACGUUCUUCAACUUUGACAACACGGUGGGGGCAGUCGGCUUCCUGCCGCGGUUCCUGCCCGAGUUCAUAUACCCGAUAGGCUUCGUCAGGGUGGACCAGGACAGCGGGGACAUCAUCAGGGGCCAAGACGGACUGUGUCAACGCUGCGAUAUCAAUGAGCCGGGCAUGCUCGUCGGCUACAUCAGCGACUCGGACCCCUCCCGGGAAUUCCAUGGAUACCUGGACAAAUCGUCGUCGGAAAAGAAAAUUCUGCGCGACGUCUACGUAAAGGGCGACAAGUGGUUCAUGACUGGCGAUAUUCUCGUGAUGGAUGAGCUGGGCUACAUUUACUUCAGAGACAGAACGGGCGACACGUUCAGGUGGAAGGGCGAGAACGUGUCCACGGCCGAGGUGGAGGCCGUCGUCAGCGCCGCCGUGGGCGAGAGGGACAUCGCCGCGUACGGCGUGGAGGUGGCCGGCUCGGAGGGGCGGGCGGGCAUGGUGGCCAUCGCCGACCCCAACGGCACCCUCGACCUGGACAAGCUGGCCAAGGAGGUGGACCGACACCUGCCGUCGUACGCGAGGCCGCUCUUCAUCCGAACGGUCCCGAGGAUCGAGAAGACGGGCACGUACAAGAUCGUCAAGGUCAACUUGCAGAAGCAGGGGUACGACCCAGCCGCGGUGAGCGACCCGCUCUUCGUCCGGCAACGAGACGGAUACUCGCCGCUCACCGCGCCAGUGUUCCAGGACAUCGUCUCCGGGAAGCUGCGGCUGUGAUGUCCCGGCCCGGCCCUUGCCAGGCUCACCGCGCCGUGCGUGCAGCGCGCGCAGAGCGACACUCUCCACUGUGAUAAAACACUGCCGUCGUGUGGUCAUCGUCUCCGCGGGGCGGGGGAGGGCGAGGAGCACCCGAAAAGGCAGGUACUUGGGCAAAGUGCAUUGUGUCGAAACAAGUGCAUGCACUCGAAUAAACUGAGUGCAACCACUUGUUCUAAGAAAAUGAUUUUAAAAAAUGCACUUGAUUCAAGGAACUGCUUUUUUUUGUGAGGAGCUCCGAGAGGCUCGGCCCCUUGCCCGAGACGCAAAGAAGGAUCGCCGCGGUUGCAACUUCUUGCCCCAAAAAUUAUAUUUUUAUUGUUCGUGUUUUUUUUUGUAUCCGCAUACUCAAUGGAAUCGCAUGAUCGCGGUAUCAUAUUUUCCCCUCCCUUCUCCAACUUUGAGUGCAACGCUCAAUACCUACCAGGUGGCUGAUUGACCACGUGCUUGUCUGGUUGUCUCCUCCCCUCGGAUCAAAAGGCGUUGUAAUCAAAUCAGGGGCGAUAUGCAGGCGCGCCCCCAAACCUGACCGAGUGCGAUAAGUGCUCGGGGCUAAUCAGCCACCGGGUUAUUCAAACCAUUAAAGGAGACAUGGUGUGAACAACGACUGACAAAUGAAAUUAAAAGCGCUUAAUACUUGAUUUA
Molecule: messenger RNA, 2962 nt
Organism: Frankliniella occidentalis (western flower thrips)
Lineage: Eukaryota; Metazoa; Arthropoda; Insecta; Thysanoptera; Thripidae
Product: long-chain fatty acid transport protein 4
Exons: 10
Coding region: 335-2278 (647 amino acids)
Biological process (GO): triglyceride homeostasis
Cellular component (GO): endoplasmic reticulum
Molecular function (GO): long-chain fatty acid transmembrane transporter activity; long-chain fatty acid-CoA ligase activity
Source: RefSeq, a predicted model, not a curated record